This is a messenger RNA of Exophiala oligosperma, 2805 nucleotides long. RefSeq lists its product as uncharacterized. The coding region runs from base 378 to 1739 and encodes 453 amino acids. The transcript has a single exon. Lineage: Eukaryota; Fungi; Ascomycota; Eurotiomycetes; Chaetothyriales; Herpotrichiellaceae. Gene Ontology annotation, molecular function: oxidoreductase activity. The record is from RefSeq and is a predicted model, not a curated record.
GGCUAGUGAGGCCCCGUGCAGAACCCCGCCGCAAAGAUUAGAUCAUCUACUCGCAUCUUAUCUAGCCCACGAUCCUUGCAUUGCUUCCUUCAAUGCUGGCCCUUGCCGGCCGUUCGGACUGAUCUUGCCCUGCAUCUAAUCUACGCCGGGCCCUACAGCAUACGGUACACUCUAGAGUUAUCGAAACGGACUGCGGUUGUGCGUUUCGUUGUUCACAGACCUCGGGACACCAUCCUCAGAUCCUGAGGGCAACGAUUGAUAUAAUGCCCUCAUCCCCUGCGCUGUUCCUCGCCAUGGCACCCGGGUCACUCCUUUGUUCUGUUGCCGGCUCUUUUGGAAAACCUUUUGACGAUUUCAAAGCCUCGCCUUGAUUUCACAUGACUCUGUACGACUGCAUUGUGGUGGGCGCCGGCUAUGCUGGCCUUGCCGCUGCAAAGACCCUCCACGAAGCAGGCAGGGAAGUUCUGGUCCUCGAGGCCCGCGACCGCGUUGGCGGCCGCGUCUGGACGAAACACUUUCCCGACGGCACCUACGAAGACUAUGGCGGCUCGUAUCUGGGAGUGCAACAGCCACAGAUGCACGCGCUGGCCAAAGAGUUCGACGUCCAUACAUUCAAUGUCCCGACCAAAGGUAAAAGCGUCCUCUACUAUCGGAAGCGCGCCCACCGGUAUUCCGGCUUCAUACCUCCCGUGGCGCCAUGGUCGGUGCUCGACCUCGGUGUGGCCAUCAAGAAGUUCGAGGCGAUGGCGGCGACGGCCGACCUCGAAGAACCGUGGAAGACGCCAAACGCGCAAGAGUUGGACAACAUGACCGUCGAACAGUGGAUGCGGAGGCACGUCUGGACACGCUCGGCCAGAGACAUGAUGCGUCUCGCGGUCGAAUGCAUCUGGGGCGCUCCGGCGUCGCGCAUCAGCCUCCUGCAUGGCCUGUGGUACUCCAAGGCCGGCGUGAGUCUGACGGUGCUCAGCACGAGCGAGCACGGCGCUCAGCAGCAGCUGAUCAAUGGUGGAGGGCAGGCCAUUGCCAACGGGAUCCACGAGCGACUGGGCGAGAUGGUGCACCUGGGCGAGCCUGUCACUCGGGUCGACCAGACGAGCGGUCCAGAGGUGAUCGUCCACACAAAGACCGCGGUCUACACUGCUCGCCGCGUCAUCUUCGCCAUCCCGCCCCCACUGGUCUUGCAGGUGCAGUUCGAGCCGGCUCUGCCUUCGCCCAAGGUCCAGCUGCUACAACACAUGCCCAUGGGCGCAACCUGGAAGGUCUUCGCCUCUUACCCCGAGCCUUUCUGGCGCGCCGAGGGACUGAGGGGGGAGGUCGCGAGUCCGGACGGCAUGCUCGGCAUCAUCUUCGAUUUCUCGCCCGAGGAUGGCAGCCGAGGCGUGCUCAUGGGGUUCGUCGUCAGCUCGAGAGCCCACCGCUUCGCCGACAUGGACGAGCACGCCCGCAAGAAGGUCGCGCUUCAAGAGUUGGUGGCUUGCUAUGGACCGAGAGCCGCAAAGCCCACCAAGAUGUCCGUCCACAGCAUGUGCAACGAGCCGUGGUCGACGGGCUGCCCCGUGGCGGGCAUGGGGCCUGGCGUCUGGACAGGUUUCGGUCGGUGGAUGCGGAAGCCGGUCGGGCGGGUGCACUGGGCAGGCACAGAGGUCGCGACGGCUUGGAGCGGGUACAUGGAGGGCGCCGUCCGGUCUGGUCAGCGUGCCGCCGGCGAGAUCCUCGAGAUUUUGAAUCACGGCCGUUGAAGCGGAUCCUACUGUCAGGAUUGACCCGGUCAAGGCCGCACCGUAAUGGGUGGACGUACAGCUCACAGAGGGAUGAGGUUCGGCCAACGGGUUCAAUAGGAGGAGGAGGAUGGCUAUGGACGAAAACCCACCUAAAUUGAUCUUCGGCACCAGGAGUAUGCUGGUUCAUCGCUUACGUGACUUUUUACCUUGACAAGGAACGAAAUUAUAGGUCGUUUUAACAAGCCACCAAUGACCCGCACCUUUCGUCUACGACCUAAAGGCUUGGUCGGACCGCAAGUGGAAUGCAUAUGGUGAACUAAAGAUGUGAAUGUCGUCGGCAAGCCUUUAGUCAGGUCGGCUGCGAAGUGAGUGAGAUGGGUGUCGUAGACGAGUUUCGACGUCGUUCCAUCUUCCAUGAAAUGCCCUAUAUCGCCAAAGAUCAAGAGCCACGAAGUAGCGUCAAUCUAUGGUGGCGACUGAAAUCCCGUCACCUUUUCAAAAUCCGCCACGAGAGCAUCCCACAACCUUGUCCGCCGUGCCCUCGGAACGCAUGUUCGCCAGGAGUUCCUCCACCUUUGCCGACACACCCUCGCACUUGUCACUGAGAGUAUACACCGCGCUGCUCUUGUUUGCAGUCAGAUCCCGUUGCCGACACGUCGUUGCCCUGCAAGGGAACGUCGGCGCGAUGGAAUGCAAGUCUAGCCGCAGGGUUCAAUUUCUCCACGGCUGCAAUGGUGCGGUCUGCCGACGCUUGAGAUCGACCGACAAGAUAGACCCUCAGCUUGGCCGCAUGCUUUGCGAGGGUGGUCACCUUGUACUCGCCAAUGCCACUCGUUCCUCUAAUGAAGAUGGCCACGAGACCGUCGGGAAACGUUGAGGAGAUGCGCUCGUUGGAAGUGAGGAUGUGUUCGAGGGACACCACGAUGAUUAACCCUGGAGCCUGUCUGGUGGCGGAUUGUCUUUCGGUUGAGUCUGUCGGAUAUUAUGGUGGAGCGGAUAUAGAGGUCAGCGCACACUAGGCGGUUAUACAAACCAGAAAGUUAAAUCACCCUUCGGAGCUGUACUUUCUCAUAGCACAUGACCC